AUGGCUUCAGAAUAUCCUACCAUUGAGAAUCUCGAUCCCAAGUAUGAUCAUUACGACUAUCCCACCGUAUCGUCCAACAAGCAAAGCGGCCACCCAGGACACACAACCCCCCAGCAGGAUGCCCAGGUUUUCCAACUACGCACAAAGCUCGAGUCAGAUGGAUACACUGAGCGACUGGAUACCAUAACUCUGCUACGAUUUCUGCGUGCCCGCAAAUUCGAUGUCGCCCUCGCUGAAAAGAUGUUCGUCGACAGCGAGGCAUGGCGCAAGGAAACCAACCUCGACGAUUUGGUGAGGAACUUCGACUACACGGAGAAGGAAAAAGUAUUCGAAUACUACCCUCAAUAUUACCACAAGAUUGAUAAGGAUGGGCGACCAGUCUACAUCGAACAAUUAGGCAACAUUGACCUCACCGCCAUGUACAAGAUUACCACCUCUGAACGAAUGCUGCAAAACCUGGCCGUCGAAUACGAGAAAGUAGGCGACCCCCGUCUCCCCGCCUGCUCACGAAAGUCCGGCGCACUCCUCGAGACCUGCUGCACGAUAAUGGAUCUCAAGGGAGUCGGCCUGGGCAAGGUCUCCUCCGUCUACGGCUACGUCAAGCAAGCUUCCGCCAUGUCGCAAAAUUACUACCCCGAGCGCCUCGGCCGCUUGUACCUGAUCAACGCGCCAUGGGGCUUCAGCACCGUCUUCAGCGUUGUCAAGGGCUGGCUUGAUCCCAUCACCGUUGAGAAAAUCCAUGUGCUCGGCAGCGGCUACCAGAAGGAACUGCUCGCACAGGUCCCUGCUGAGAACCUGCCCAAGAUCUUUGGCGGCACUUGUGAGUGUGCUGGUGGAUGUGCGCUGAGUGAUGAGGGUCCUUGGACUGAUCCUCAGUGGGCGAAGCCCCCGAAGUGGCUGCAGGCAGGGGAGAAGAAGGCGGAGAUUAUUAAUAAUGAGAACGUGAACCCGGCUACUACUGAUGCUGCUCAGGCGCCCCUCGCUGCUGCGCCAGCUCCUGAGGCAGCUGCUGAUGAGAUUAAGGCUGCUCCUGCUGCGCCAUAG
This is a messenger RNA of Lachnellula hyalina, 1044 nucleotides long. RefSeq names its product Sec14 cytosolic factor (gene sec14). The transcript has 4 exons. Lineage: Eukaryota; Fungi; Ascomycota; Leotiomycetes; Helotiales; Lachnaceae. Bases 1 to 1044 code for a protein of 347 amino acids. The record is from RefSeq and is a predicted model, not a curated record.